UUUAGCGUCACCUCGAGGACGUACUCGUUCUCUGCAACUAAAGUUUUGGCGCCCUUUCUGAACGCCGCUACUCACAAGUAGACAUGCGCACUUCUCAUUCAUCACAUCGUUUCCGCUUCCUUUAUGUAUCCGAUUAUUUUUGAGAGUUGAAACCCAUUGUUGGUCCAUCAUGGGAGCUUACUUGUCGCAACCCAAUACAGUGAAGUCCUCUUCCAAUGGGGGAAACCAAAAUAUGAGCUAUGGCUUUGCGGCCAUGCAGGGCUGGCGUGUCUCAAUGGAGGAUGCUCACAACUGCAUUCCAGAACUGGAUGAUGAAACGGCUAUGUUUGCUGUGUAUGAUGGACAUGGAGGUGAGGAAGUAGCAUUAUACUGUUCCAAGUACCUUCCUGAAAUCAUUAAGGAACAGAAGACUUACAAAGAUGGCAAACUGCAAAAGGCUUUGGAGGAUGCAUUUCUGGCCAUUGAUAGCAGGGUGACCACAGAGGAAGUGAUCAAAGAGCUUGUUCAGAUAGCUGGCCGCCCACAAGAGGAAGCACCAAAUGAAAAAGUGGCUGAAGAAGAUGAUUUGGACAAUGAGGAGGCAGAACUUUUGCACGAAGAGGCCACCUUGACCAUUGAAGAGUUACUCGUCCGCUAUGGACAGAACCUCAAUGCGAUUAAACACAAGAAGCUCUGUCCGGAGGGCAAAAAAGAGUCUGGGGAAGGUGAACCACAUUCCCAUGGGGAGAAGGGCAUCAACGGAGAAGUGGAGAGUGAGGUGGACAGCAAUCGGAAGGCUGAUGGUGCUGGAAGUGCAGCUGGUGGUGCGGGAUUCUCCAAGCUGCGGGCCAGGAGAGCAGGAGGGGACAGCUCUUCAGUGACAGGAGCAGCAGGGUCCUCUGAAGGAGAAAAGGAAACCGGGCCCUCCUGCUCCUCCUCAGCAGCUCCGGCUCCAGGAGACACCAGCUCCAAGUUCUUUGAGGACAGUGACGAGUCGGGGGAAGAGGAAGACGAGGAGGGUAGCGAAGAGGAGGAUGCCAGUGAGGAAGAUGAAGGUGAAAACAGUGACGAGGAAGAAGACACUGAAGAGGGGGAGGACUCUGAUGAAGAGAAUGAGGAGAUGUGCUACCCUGGAAUGGAUGGAAAAGAAGAGCCUGGCGCAGACAGUGGCACUACAGCAGUGGUGGCUCUGAUCAGAGGGAAACAGCUGAUUGUGGCAAACGCCGGCGACUCCCGCUGUGUGGUGUCUGAGAAGGGCAAGGCCAUAGACAUGUCCUACGACCACAAGCCAGAGGAUGAGCUGGAGCUGGCCCGGAUAAAGAAUGCUGGUGGAAAGGUCACCAUGGACGGUCGCGUCAACGGAGGACUCAACCUCUCCAGGGCCAUCGGCGAUCACUUUUACAAACGAAACAAGGCCCUUGGCCCAGAGGAGCAGAUGAUCUCCUCAAUGCCGGAUGUCAAAGAGCUCACCCUCAACCCAGAGCAUGACUUCAUGAUCAUUGCAUGCGACGGAAUCUGGAACGUCAUGAGCAGUCAAGAGGUUGUAGACUUUGUCAGUCAGAGAAUAAAGCCUAAUGCCGAUGAUACUGCCAGGCCUUUGUCCUCCAUAGUUGAAGAACUACUUGACCAUUGCUUGGCACCUGAUACAUCUGGAGAUGGCACAGGCUGUGACAACAUGACCUGCAUCAUCAUCACAUUCAGCGCUCACCCUGGCAGCAGCAUGGCCGACGGCACCAAGAAGAGAAAGCCUGAAGAGAUUGUCCCAGAGAAGAACGGGAAUGACAGCAAAAAGUCAAAAAGCGAAUAGAACUGCCAACAAGUACUCCAGUCCUUUUCACAAGCCAGAACUUUCCCAUCUCUGAAAAGUUUAAAGACCAUGGUCUCUGGGAUAGGAUGAGUUUUAGUUUAAUGUUCCGGGACUGAAGAGAAAGUAUAAAAGUAAAAUGGCCUCUUUGUAAUUAUUGAUUUUGCUUAACUGUCCUACUGGAAACGUGUCCUGUGAAUCCUAGUGUACUGUUUUUGUCACCCAUGCCCUUUAUGUAUAUAAUUUUCAAUAUUUGUUGAUGGACGAAAUGCAUCUUUGUAAUUGUGGAUCAAUGUGACAUUUGGUGCAUACUCGUUUGACACCAUUCUGUAAUUACAUACAAAUACAUUUUUAUUUUUUGUGUGACAAGUGACAUCUUGUCUACUUACUUUAAAAGGACAAUCACUGUUUGCAUGAGUCAAAUGUCCCUAGGCAAAGAACACUGAAAAUCCUCUCAACAGUUCAAUAGAUUUGAAACUACUCAAUUCACAUUUUGUACUAUCUGUAUUUAAUUAAUACAUUUUACAUUCCUUGCACUCACAUUCACAGAACAAUUUGCCAACCACCUCUGAGUUGAGGCCACUAUGCUAUUUAAAUAUCUGCCUUUGUCUCAUGACUUGGUUUGCGCAUAAAGAUGGUGGGAACACUGCCUUACAUGUAGUUAAUUAUGUUCCAAAUUUAGCAAAUGCUUUUGAUGGAUUUAGUAUAACUAUUCAUGAGAAAAGCUUCUCAUGUAUCUUUGUAUGCUUGACUUCAAUGUCCAGUUAAAAGGUUAACCCAAAUAUUUUAGUACAUUUUAUUUUGGUACUUUUUGAGAACAUUUCACUUGAAAAAUCACGAAGUAUUUUUUCCCCCUAAAUCAAUAAAGUUGCCAAAAACCC
Messenger RNA from Oncorhynchus mykiss (rainbow trout), 2664 nucleotides. Its product is annotated as protein phosphatase 1G. Gene Ontology annotation, molecular function: cation binding; protein serine/threonine phosphatase activity. The record is from RefSeq and is a predicted model, not a curated record. NCBI's taxonomy places the organism in Eukaryota, Metazoa, Chordata, Actinopteri, Salmoniformes, Salmonidae. Gene Ontology annotation, biological process: protein dephosphorylation. Gene Ontology annotation, cellular component: nucleoplasm.